Molecule: messenger RNA, 5525 nt
Organism: Pseudophryne corroboree (corroboree frog)
Lineage: Eukaryota; Metazoa; Chordata; Amphibia; Anura; Myobatrachidae
Exons: 2
Coding region: 437-2314 (625 amino acids)
Source: RefSeq, a predicted model, not a curated record
UUGGCUAGGCAAUUAUGCAGAUUAUCAAUACUGAGAACAGAUUGGUGGAAAUGAUCAGCUGACAGAAUCCAAGAUGGCUGCGCCCAUGCAGACACUUGGAGGGAAGUUUGGUUUGUAAUCCAUGUGGUAAUGAAAACAGUAAUGGCGGCGCCGGCCACCGGAGACGGGAGGCGCCAGGCUGACAGAUGCACAUCCAACCACGCGGACACAGCGGAGGCCGCGGCUGACGUAAUCGCCACUCAGACACUCUGCAUGCAGAAGUUCAGGGACGGCGGCGGAGGCCGCGGGAGACGCCAUGCCAGGUGUAAUAUGGCGUUUACUGUGACAGCGUCCCAGAGUGACAGGAGAGGAUACAGGAAUGUACACAUCAGGAUAACAGAUGGGAUCCGGUCCUGGAGCGCUGAGCCAGCCUUAGGAGGCAUCUGAUGGGUAAGAAAUGGCGUCCAGAUACCCGGAUCGUGACACUUGUUUUCUUAAGACAAUGAACGCGGAUGGGGCAGACAGUAAAACGGAUGGCAGUGAUGAAGACUAUCUCCCCGACUCAUCUGAGUUGAGCAGUUCAAAUGACAGCAGCGGGGAAGAGACAUCUUUUCACAGAAGACAGGCGCUGGAAGAAGCCGAGGCUUCCUCCACAGACGGCGGCCUGAACCGACGGACACAUCACGGCGUGUCAGUCCAGGUUCUUACCCAAAAAGGGGAUGGUUCCAGAACAUAUAACAAGAAGAAAAACUUCUGCCUAUGGUGUGAGAGGCCAUAUUCCAAAAUUGUGAGGCACGUGGAAGCCGUCCACCGCAGUGAGCCAGUGGUAGCAAGGGCACUGAGCUUUGACAAGAAUUUCAGGGAAAGGUCAGUGCAGCUGAACCUAAUUCGCCACCGGGGGAACUUUGCACAUAAUAUCGGUGUUCUCCGCGAGGGCAGCGGUGUCCUACUACCUUGCAAGCAGCCGGCCAAAGCAGCAGCUCCCCAAGAUUUCAUGCACUGCGCACACUGCCAAGGUCUGUUCUCCAGGCGACACCUGUGGCGACAUGUGAAGAGGUGCCCUCUUCGAAAAAGGGGUGGCCACCCCAAACCUGGUAGAACUCGGGUCCAGUCCCUGUGCACUUAUGCCACACCCGUUACGCCAGGUGUUGGCACCGGCCUGUGGAAGUUGUUGAGCCAAAUGAAUUAUGAUGAUGUGGUACCUGUGAUCAAGGGGGACAGCUGCAUCAUGCAGUUCGGGCAGCACCUCUACAACCGACUGGGGUCUGAUGUCGGCAAGCACGAGUACAUCCGCCAGAAGCUCCGAGAGGUGGGUCGUCUCCUGCUGCAUGCGAUGAAAGUCACUCCAUUGCGGAGCAUGGAAGAUUUCAUCCGCCCACCCAACUUUUUCCACGUGGUGCAUGCCAUCAGGAGCCUGGCUGGCUACGAUGACAAGACCAACACCUAUAGGGUCCCCUUGCUGGCCCUGAAGGUGGGCCACAGCUUGCAAAAGAUUUCCGCCAUGGUUGAGUGCCAGGCGCUGAUGGAGGGCAGUGCCCUGACAGUGGAGAGCGCACGGAGCUUCAGGAAACUGUACGAGGCGAGGUGGAGUGAGCUCAUCUCAACUGCUGCCCUGAAGACCCUACGAGAGAUAAAAUGGAAUGCCCCACUCCUCCUACCCUUCACUGACGACGUGAAGCGAUUGAACCUGUACCUCCUUGACCAGCAGCGGGAGUACUUGGAUGGGUUAUCUGCCCACCCUUCUGCAAAGCAGUGGUCAAUGCUGGCCAAGGUCACCCUCACACAGUUGAUCCUCUUCAACCGCAGGAGGGAAGGUGAGGUGUCCAAGAUGCGGCUAUCCUCAUUUGAAUCACGGCACACAGCCGACCUGCAGGGUGACGUGGCCCAGGCCCUCUCGGAGAUGGAGAAGGCUCUCUGUCACCACUUCACCCGUAUUGAGAUACCUGGUAAAAGAGGCAGGAAGGUUCCCGUCCUGUUAUCCCCAUGCAUGCAGAAAGCCAUGGAGCUCCUGACCGAGAAGAGGGCAGAGUGUGGUGUCACCCCUGACAAUUUCUACAUGUUUGCCAGGCCAGCCGCCUUAUCACACUUCAGGGGAUCCGACUGCAUUCGUCUCUAUGCCCGGGAGUGUGGGGCCAAGCAUCCCGAAGCACUGUCCUCCACCCGCCUCCGGAAGCAUGUAGCCACCCUUUCCAGGGUCCUCAACCUAAGCGACACUGAGAUGGACCAGCUAGCCGAUUUCCUUGGACAUGACAUACGGGUGCAUCGACAGUAUUACCGUCUUCCAGAAGGUACCCUGCAGCUGGCCAAGUUAAGCAAGCUCUUUGUGGCCCUGUAGCAAGGGAGAAUGGCUGAGUUCAGGGGCCGCAGUCUGGAGGAGAUCUCCAUUGAUCCAGAUGGUAAGUAUCACUGGACGAGUGUCUCCAGGGACUGACACUGUAAGUGGGCUGGUGUGACGGGGUUUACUGUCUUUCUCUAUUUCCAGAACCAAUCCAGGUGGCAAGUGAUGACUCUGGGGAUGAGCCAGAGAGGCAAGCCAGUGAGGUGACAGUGGUGCACACCGAGAAAGAAGCAAACAGUGUGGCAGUGGAGGGAGCCAUUCCUAAAGGUGACAGCAGAGGUGCUAAGAGAAAACCAUGGACCCCAGCGGAAGUCAGAGCCGUUGAAAGACACAUGAUGCGGUUCAUCCACUCCUGCAAGGUUCCGGGCAAGAAGGAUUGUGAUGCGUGCCUACGGGCUGAAACUCAAGCACUGAAGGCUCGGAACUGGCUUUCAAUUAAAUUCUACAUAAAGAACAGAAUAACUGCGAUAAUGAGAAAGAACAUGAACUAAAUAAAUAAAUAAAAAAUAAGUAAACAAACACAUGCAUACAUACACAAAUAAAUAAAUGAAUAAAUAAAUCAAUACAUAAUAAAAUGUGGGUGCCAUUGCACCCGGUGGCCACCUGGGGGGAGGAUGUCACACAUAAAUUCAUCCAUAUAUUAUGUCCCCAUGGUCCCCUCCCAGGCCGCGCACGCCCGCACCCUCUGUCCCCUUGCACAGGCUCAAGGCUGGGUCCUUCCAGGGGUAAGGGAAAUGGUGUCCCCGUGAAGGAUGUUCCAUACAUGGGUCCCGAUUAGGUCACAAAAACAAGUAUGUGUGUGUGUGUGUGUGUGUGUUUGUACAUAGAUGCAGACUGAGCUUGGUGCAAUGUGAAAAAGGAAAGGGGGCUCUACCUGGUGCAAUGUGUUAAAGGGGGCUCUAACUGUUAAAGUGUGUAAAAGAGGGCUUGACCUGGUGCAGUGUAUAAAAGGUGACUCUAACUGCUGCAGUGUGUAAAAGGGGGCUCUACCUGGUGCAGUGUAUAAAAGGUGGCUCUAACUGCUGCAGUGUGUAAAAGGGAGCUCUACCUGGUGCAGUGUGUAAAAGGGGGAUCUACCUGGUGCAGUGUGUAAAAGGAAACUUUACCUGGUGCAAUGUGUAAAAGGUGAUCUGCCUGGGGUAAUAUGUAAAAGGGACUCUACCAGGUGAAAUGUGUAUAAGUGCCACUACUGUGUAGUGUAAUUUGAAUAAUGGAGACUACUGUGCAAUGUAAUAUGAAUUGGUAUUAUUUUGAGACCACACUCCUUCCCCAUAAAGCAACUCCCCUAUAUAAUUUAUACGCACCUUCGGUGCACACUGUCCCUAUUUUAAUUAUGAAGGUUGGGGGCACCAUUUCUAUUUCUAGCACAGGGCACCAAAAUAUCUAAUUAUGGCUCUGCAUAUACCCAUUAUCCCCAGCAAUUUUCCUUUUCACUUCAAACGCUUGCAGUUCCCGAUAAAAUUAUGACGAUCAGAUAUCAGGACCAGCUGUUUCUCCCAUGAGUAGCUUUAGGUGGCUUCCUCACAAGUUAGUAGCCCCAAGAAUCUUUUUGUGUUAAUCCAUGUAGGAAAAAAUACAAAGUAGUAGUACUACUGUCUUUGUAAAAUUAGUUCUGCUGAGCAAUAACAGAUAUCCACACGAGCAAGCCACAGGCAAACGCAGUGUAUAUAUCUAUCAGAUGCAUCACUCACCUAAGGAGGACCUGCUGCGGCCAUGAAAGGGGUAUGGCUUGAUGGGAUGGGGGUGUGGCUUCUCAGAGGGGGCAUGGCCAAGCUUCCAAACCCUGUUUUCAUCACCCUGGGGGGUCUAGAAGAUGCUGGCUUCCUCAGGAGACUGGCGUUCUGGCUUCUACAGGCUGACAGAAGCCAGGUUGCUGCAAGUAAUUUUACAGUGCAGCACCCUGCUCUUGUCACUGAGCAGGAGCCUGCACUUUGGUGUCACCUCUCGUGGGUGACACCUGGGUGCAGGCCGCACCCUCUGCACCCCCCUUGUCACACCACAGAUUUUAUAUAUAUAUAUAUAUAUAUAUAUAUAUAUAUACACACAAUGGAGCGCAGCUAUGCCAGCAUCACGCUGCGUAUUUUUGGCCAGCUUGGUCCUGCGCUUCAGUAGUGAACGGCAUAAUGCCAGAGAUAAUGGUAUAUUAUCCUUUAUAACACCCGGCUGGUAUUCGCCUCGGAGCUGUAUACCCAAUACUACUGUAUGCAGCGGACAUAACAGUAGUGUAUGUUGGACAAGGAUAUGAUGUUAUACUGAUAUACUGAAUAAUCCAAGAAGGUGACUGCUAGGUACAAGAUGUGUGCCUGCGGUGGGAAAUAUUCCCACGCAUAUAUGUUAUGCCUAUCAUGGAAUAUCUCCCUGAGCCUGAUAUGUGUCUGUCACAUUAUUGUACUGUUUAUUGCAUGGGUGUAAUAUUUUGUUGUCCAUUGUGGGCCCAGCCAGAUAGCUAUCAUGUAAAUUAUAAACAGGAAGUGCAGGGCUGAUCCCCCUCUGUCGCAACCCCCCCUUCACAGGAAACAGCAGUCAGCUGAAGGCCUUGUUACAUCACAAAUGACUACAAGGGGUUAAUCGUGACUCAUUUUACUUUACCAAUGUGAACUACCCCCUUAUCAGAAUAUUUACCUGCCUUUGUUCUAACAGGGCUCUUUCUAGACUUAGUGACUCCAAAGCCACAAGGGGUCCCCUGGUGUCCCUGGACAUGUUUAACUAUUAUGAUUUAAAAUCCAACCAAUCCCAGAGUGAGAGUUAUCUCCUAUCUCCACAAGCAUCAGAGGUUUUAAAAUGUCAUGCAGAAGGGCUUUUGGGAGUGAGUUGAGUGAAGCUCCUGCCUUGUCAGGAGUUUUGUAAUGAGGCUGUUGACAGGAGUCAGGAGAUUCUGUCAGCCCGAUUGUCUGGAGACCUGGCUCUGCAGAGAGGGUCCAGUAUAGGCAGCCAAGCAUAUUGCUCCCACAGGAGCUAUCCUAGAUACCUGGCUUAAGUGUGCCAGCAGGAGUAGUGGAUUCACACAGACCACGCAGCCGGGAUCAGCAAGACAGACAUUAUCACCCCGUCCAGCAACCAGCAUCCACCAGGUGUCGCCAAACGCAAGUAUUCCCUGAGGAGGCUAGAGACUGUGUAGGUGCAGGGAUUCUUGCUUUUGUGUGGUUCUUUCUGUUAUAUAAUCUUAACUGUAAUUGUUAUUAAUGCGACCUGUAUAUAUUGUACAUAU